Bufo bufo (common toad) is the source of this 6562-nucleotide messenger RNA. RefSeq names its product BCL6 corepressor (gene BCOR). NCBI's taxonomy places the organism in Eukaryota, Metazoa, Chordata, Amphibia, Anura, Bufonidae. The coding region runs from base 616 to 5634 and encodes 1672 amino acids. Gene Ontology annotation, cellular component: nucleus. Gene Ontology annotation, molecular function: protein binding; transcription corepressor activity. Gene Ontology annotation, biological process: negative regulation of transcription by RNA polymerase II. The record is from RefSeq and is a predicted model, not a curated record. The transcript is spliced from 15 exons.
UCAGCGGAUUACAGACGGAAUAAACAGCCUGGGCACGGAGGUUGUCAGGCGGUGUCACAUUCUCGUCGUGUGCUGCGCCCUCCGAGCGCCGGGCUUCCCCUCAGCGAGCCGCUUCCCCAGCCCCGCAGCCGCCGUCGCUCCCCAGCUAACACCGGGGGAGGAGAGGGAGGAAGCGAGAGGGGGAGGGGGGCUGGCGCGGCUCCUGCUGCCGCCUCCCACCGCUCAUCUUUCUUCUUUCCUGGGGGCUUCGGAGAUUGACCUCGCUAACCCACCCCCCACCCAGCCAGGCAGCCGGCGCCUCCUCCUCCCGGGGAGGGACGGAUCAUUCUCCUCGGCUCCGCUGUGCGCACCAGCCUGCAAAUAACAAUAAUAAACUUUAGUACGUCCGCUGCGCGUCUAGAGAGAGCAGCGCGGGGAUCGGCGCUCCGGACACACGCGGGAUCUAGCAGUACUCGCAUUUCUGGGGAAGGAUGCUGCGGCUGGACUGCCUUAUUUACACCGGGAACUACAAGGAGGACCAGUGCGGGACACGGACCUCUGCUGCCUGAAGCUUCGCUGGAAGGAGAACGAGGGGACACACCGCCACCAGGAAGGCUGCACUGCUAAGGGGGCGACAUGCUGUCCGCGACCCCCCUCUAUGGGAACGUGCAUAGCUGGAUGAGCAAUGAGCGGGUCCGCAUGUGCGGCAUCAAUGAGGACAGGAAAAUUCUUAUCAAUGAUGGUGACCUUCAGAAAGCCAGACUCGAGCUGAGAGAGGAUCAUCUCGGUCACACUUUGGUGGACCAUCGAAUGGAUGGCCUAACCGCUCUCGGCAUGGACCGUGCAGGUCUGAUGCAGGAAGGAUUGAGAGUCCCAGGGGGCAUGGUCUACUCUAGUCUUUGUGGCCUUGGCACAGAAAAAGUUAGAGAUCCAUCCAGUUCAAUCCCAGGGCUUGGAUAUGCACCUGACCGAAAUACUGAACUUCAGUUCAAGCCAAAUGCUGCUGAAACAAUGGAGACUGCUCAAAUGACGGGAAAACAGCCCAAUGGUUUUAACUCUUUGUUUAAAAACCCCCCAGGACUGCAAAAGACACCUACAAGUGAAGCACUGGUUUUGGACAGAACAGUAAAUGACAAACAGAGUCCACUUGGCGUUAAUGGUGCUAAUUAUUUAAGGAUUCCUUGGGUGCACUCCUAUAUGGACAGUGCCUCACCAGCUAUGUAUCCAUUCAUUGAUUCACCAAAUAAGUAUUCUUUAAAUAUGUAUAAGGCGUUUCUACCUCAGCAGUCGGCUUACAGUUUGCCACAGCAUUUAACCUACUCACCGGUUUGCCCGAAUGGUGAACGCUUUGUAUAUCUUCCACCUUCCCCGUAUGUAACCUCCCACAUUCCAACAACCCUGGCACCACCUAUGAGGAUCCCUGCACCUUCUGCAGCUCCUGUUCACUGUUUAGAAAAGAGCUUACCAUGGAAAAUGGGGAUUAAUCCAGGGUCCACCGUGGAUCCUCAUGCAUAUUCCCACCUGCAAACGGCUAAGCAGCCUAGGAUGCCAUGCACAAAGUCUAUGGCUAGCAGUAUGUCACCCGAAGCCUCACUAUUGUUGGCACCUUCUCGGAGACCAUCGCCUAGGCUUCAUCAUUCGACUCAACCAGUUGGAGAUGGCUACUCUGAUUAUCAGUCAUUUGUUAAAAUCUCAACACCGCCUACAUCUGUCUCUUACACAAAACCCCACACUAGUAUGAACAGUGACCUCACACCUUUAAGGCCAUCUAGCACCAAAAGUAGCAAAAUUCUUGACGGAGAAAAUACACAGAUGCAAGCACCCUCCAAAAGGUAUACAAAAGAUAGAAAGGACAACAAGUCUCCUAACCUGUUAGAAAAGCAAACACUUCACAAAGAAGGGACUGAAAAACCACUGGAUUUGUCAUCAAAGCUUAGUGAUGCUGAAAUGUCAGCCAUGAUGCUUUCAGGGCGAUCUGGAAAUGCCAUAGCAAUGUGCACCAGAGACAUUCAGAAAGAAGCCAUGUCUCCUUCUGCUGGUGUCAGUGCUGUGUUUAGACCUGAAAUGAUCAGUACUGCUUCCUCAUCAUGGGUAGUGCCUGGUAUGAGCAGCGCCGAAGACAUGAAUGGCAUCAUUAUGCCACUUAAAAACAAAGCUUUGGAGAGGGUUAUGCCACAACAGAGGAGUUCUUCGUGUCCCCGUAUGGGAAGCUCUGAAGUAGUAAUUCCAAGCAGUCCGGGCUGCAUCACAGGUGCAGGACGCCCAGCAUCUGCCUCACCUGCACCAAAUGCCAAUGGGGAGAGAAAAACUCCUGAAGACAGCAGUAAGUCUGCUAUGCAACCACAACUUCCACCCGCUAGCUCACUUAGUAAAAGCAACAAAGUAGCAAAGCCUUCUUCCAUAAUGGAACCAACCAUGAAAACGAGCGAGAAUGGGCUGCCCCCAGCACCUAUGUUCUUGCCUCAGAAUGAGUCCUUUUGCUCUACACCUUUGGCUUAUCCAAGCAGUUUUCUCCCAUAUCAAGUUUCGGAAAGCCUUGCGAUGUCUCAUUUACACGGAAAAGCUCCUGUCUACCCUCACCCAGUUUUAUUGCCCAAUGGAAGCCUUUUUCCUGGUCCAAUGGCACCAAGGCCUGGGAUUUCUUACAGUAUACCAACCAACAGAGAUUACAUGGCUUAUCAAGAGUCACUGGGUAUGGUGCAUCCAAUCUUGCUACCACCUUCUGCAAUGGAAAUAAACAAAGAUGACAAGGCAGAGAGAAGGUCUAGGUCACAUGAAAGACCACGGUAUGAGGAAACUGCUGGCCGGAGACUGUUGGAUAUAUCCGAUUCCACACCAAAGCUCAAUUUGGAAGCCUCAGAAAAGAGCUUGAAGUCCCAACAGUCAUCUGCUCUAACCAUGAAGCAACUUUCUAAGACAGGAAUGCUAUGUUCCAAUGGAGAAAGAGAUCCAAAAUGCGAGUCUAACUUUGCUAUUAAUGGUUUUGCACAUGAAAAACAUAUCAUGAAUGAUCUACAGAAACCAGAACUGGGGGCACAGAGCAGGGAUUUUAUAGUAUCUAGGGAGGAGAAUCCAAGAAAGAAUGAUUUUCACGAUUCAUUUCACAUUCCCAAACAGUCUCAGAAUUCACCCAUUUUCCAGGCCAGAGAGGAAAACCUGCCCAUAAACCAGACCAUGGAGGUCUCUGUUGCAGAGCUGGGUGCUCAAUUCCUGAUGUCUAGUCAAAAUCAAGAUGCGCCAACUGGAUUUUAUAGCCAACUGCAGGAAAGAUCGCAGCCCUUUUUUAUGGCAAAUGGACAUUCGGAUACGGAAACGGCUGAGGGGACAAUAAGAGACUGUUCAGAUGAACUUAUGAGAUCCAAAUCUUCAAAACUAACGAAAAGGAUAGCAAACUCUUCUGGCUACGUGGGCGACCGGUUUAAGUGUGUGACAACGGAAUUGUACGCGGAUUCAAGCCAAUUGAGUCGAGAGCAGAGAGCCUUACAGAUGGAAGGCAUACAAGAGGACAGUAUUUUAAGUCCACCUGCUGCUUACUGUGAGCGUGCUAUGAUGCGCUUCUCGGAACUUGAAAUGAAGGAACGGGAAGAUCACACACCUACCAAAGACUCGGAGACUUGCAAACUCAGUAAGUCCGACAUGAAGCUUUCCACUGAAAGUGUUAAACCAGCAGACUUAACCUUGGGAGAGUCUGUCAUCAGCCAAAGUCAAGAUGAUCUGAAGACCACUAGUGGAAAUCUGACUGAGCCAUCACAUCAUAUAGUAAAGGCCGUCACCAGUGAAGAUAGUCAUUCAGAGACACUAAUCUCCUGCCAUGUAGCAAAUCGGAAACCAGAGCUGACGGCAGAUGUGAACCUGCAAGGCCAAUGUAUGGGCUUGAAACGGAAGCAACCUUGUGAGCCAUUACCUGAUGAUUAUGAUCAAUAUUCAGCCUGUCAAGUGGCUCAUGAAGAUGUGGUUGCAAAAAGGAAGAGGACUGAUGACUGGCCAGACAGGGAGUUAUUGGACAUUUCUAAAAAAUCCCUUGAAGAGUCUCACUGCAAUGAGGUCACGAACCUGAAAGUGUGUAUUGAACUCACUGGACUGCACCCCAAAAAACAAAGGCACUUGCAGCACCUACGGGAGCUGGGACAGCUUGGCAGAAAGGAGGCUCCUGAAAGUCGGGAGAUCACAGACAAUGAAAGCAAGCACAGAAGUCUAGAGGAAAAGCCAUUCAAAGCAAAACCUGAAAUCAAAAGCACCAGUGACUUGGAGGAUCUUAAUGGAGACAUCACUGUGUCUACGCAUACGAAAGGCUUUCCACUCGGCUGCCCAAGCAGCAAACGGCAGAGUCAGACAAACCCUACCCCAGCCCCUAGGUUAGCAGCCAAGCAGCAGAGGAUUAGAGAGGGCCGCAAGGCGUACGUGCCAUGUACAGAUGAAGAGGGGAGUCUCCAAAUAGCGUCAUUGCCUGAGGAUUACACAGAGUACGAGAAGCCCCCUGGAAAACGGCAAUUCAAGACAAAGCACAUGACUCUGCUGGAGAGAAAGCGGAAAAGACUGCUAGUCGGGGAUGACAGCAUGGAUAAUGGAAGCGCAGACGACAAGGUCAAUAUAAAGGGGUUUAGGAAACAGAUUGAGUUUUCACCAGAUAACUCCCCAAUAAAAGUGCCAGAUCAGAUGUCUAUAAUGCACACCCCAUCCCAGAUGUCACCUUUGCUUAACCAUAUUCAAGACAUUACACCCAGUCGCCCGAUGCCACCUGAAGCACGACGCCUCAUUGUUAACAAAAACGCUGGAGAAACUCUCUUGCAAAGAGCAGCCCGGUUGGGGUAUGAGGAAGUGGUUCUUUAUUGCCUGGAAAGCAAAUCUUGUGAUGUUAACCACCGAGACAACGCAGGCUAUUGUGCGCUCCAUGAGGCUUGUGCGAGAGGCUGGCUGACUAUUGUUCGGCAUCUUCUGGAGCACGGGGCAGAUGUCAAUUGCAGCGCGCAGGAUGGCACAAGGCCCAUCCAUGACGCAGUGGAGAACGAUCACUUAGAAAUUGUGCGUUUAUUACUGUCCUAUGGAGCUGAUCCCACUUUAGCAACCUACUCUGGGAGGACAAUUGCCAAAAUGACACAUAGCGAAAUGAUGGAAACCUUCCUGACUGAGUACCUAACAGAUUUACAAGGUCGGAAUGGAGAUGACCCGGGGCUCUCUUGGGAUUUCUAUGGCAGUUCUGUCUGUGAUUCAAAGGAUGAAAGUGGAUUUGACAUUUUGGCAAAUCCGCCAGGUCCUGAUGAUGAUGACGAUGAAGAAGAUGGCUGCGUGGAUGCCUUUGAGUUUGAAUUCUCAGAUAGUCCUCUCCUACCUUGCUACAAUGUCCAGGUGUCUCUCUCUCAGGGACCCAGGAACUGGUUGCUUCUGUCAGAUGUCACCAAGCAGCUGAAUACGUCCUCCCAUUCUUUCAGCAGCGAGUAUCCUCACCUUGAAAUAGUCAGUAUUACAGAAUCCGAAUUCUACAAGCAAGUAUCUCUAAGCCAGCUCUUUUCUUCACCUGAAGAUCUUGAACGCUUCAGUUCAGACAGUAAAGAAAUACUCGAACUUGUGGAAUUUACAAGUGAACUGCAGACAUUACUUGGAUCCUCCAUUGAGUGGUUGGAUCCUAAAGGAGACUCGUCUUAUGCCAGUUGUUAAAAAGCCAAGUCCUUACUCGAUUCUGUAAAUUAAUUUCUAUUUUGUGAAUAUGUGAUAUAGAGAGAACACUAUUGUAUAAAUACCAUUGUAAAAAAAAUAUAUAAUGUCUAUAAAUAUACAUAUAAAUAUAUAUAUAUAUAUAAAAAAUAUAUCUCCAUAUAUGGGAUCAGUUGUUUUUUCUUUUUUUUUCCCCCCUUCCCUCCAGAAAACCUAAAUAGAUUUAUAUGGUCCUGAAAAAUUCAGUGCACAUCUGCUUUGGGAGAUAUAAUAUUUUUCUUUAAUUAUAACACUUUAUUAUAUAUUUUUCUUAAUUAAGACUUUGACGUUAUGGCAAAGCACUGAAGGCACGAGAAAUACUUUAUAAUUUGUAUUUUAAAAAAGUCAUGCGGAGAAAACCAAGUGGCACUUCAUGACAUUUUUAUGUUUACAAAAAAAAAAUCUACCUGUUUUUGGUAGAUAAUGUUGGAUAUGAUCCAACUUUUGUAAUAUAAAAGAAAUUAUGCACAUAGAUAUAUAAAUAUCCAUGGAGAGUUGAUUGAAAUUUUGUAAUGUAAUUUAAAAUCUCUGAAAUUUUACUUUUCACACUUAAAUUGAGUGUGUGCAUAUGCGUGUGUGUGUAUAUAUAUACAUGUGCAUUUAUGUGUGCGCACACGCCUGUAUACAUAUAUAAAUAUAUACAUAAAUUCAGACGUUUAAUGCUCUAAUUUAAAGAUAAAGACUUUGAGCUAUUUUUUUUGCUUGUAAAAUAGUAAAGCUGUAAAAUAGUGUCGCAGUUCCAGAUAAAUUGUAUAUAAACUCAAAUUUCCUGAGAUGUGUGUGCAAUGUUUUCAGAUCUGUGUUUAAACUUUGUAAGUAAACGACCUGCCUUUGUAUUUAUAUUUUACAAGAUUUUUUCUUAAAAAGGCAAUAAAACCGUUCAGUAAAUGGA